CUUCGAAAACCUGUGCUACAUUGUGGCAGGAGGAGGAGUGAACGAAAGCCCACAGCAAGCUUUCAUUCCCUUCUUUCUCUGUGUGUGUUUGGGAUCUCUCCGCUCCUUCAUCUGUUUCUUAGACUUGUUGUUCUUGAGGAAGAUCUCUGCAAGUUUAAGUUUUCGAUCAUGGGCUCCAAGGCAAUAGCAGCGAUGGCGGUGCUCUUGGCCUCGAUGCUACUCACGACCUUCGCGGCCGAUGAGCUCUCGACCACCAUCGCAGGGAGAGUCUUUUGCGACCAAUGCAUCGAGGGCCGCUUCACGAAGUUCGGCUCUUUCCUCCAAGGUGCCAGAGUUGCCGUCGACUGCAAAGAUCGCUCCUCCGCCAUUGAGGCCACCACGAACGCCGCGGGAUUCUUCAGCGUUGCGGUGCCCGGCUCCGCCGCGCUUUGCUCCGUGAGGGUCAUUAGCAGUCCGCUCGAGGCCUGCGCCAUCGCCGCGCACACCGAGGAGGAGCUCAUUCAGCUGGGCGGGAAUAGUCUCGGCACUACCCAAUCGCGGAUCAAGUACACGGGGCCCUUCAGCUUCAGGCCCGAGCAGCCGCUGGAUUUCUGCACCAAAUUCUCGCCCACGUCUCGCCGGCUGUCCGAAGUCCGCCCCGCAACUUACUACGACGCGCCGGUAACUUCGCCAUCCCCAGUCUACAAGAGUCCGUCUCCCUCGCCGGUAUAUUCCUCGCCAUCCCCGGUGUACAAGAGCCCGUCUCCCUCGCCGGUGUAUUCCUCGCCAUCGCCGGUGUACAAGAGCCCGUCACCAGUCUACAAGAGCCCAUCGCCGGUGUAUUCUUCACCAUCUCCCGUUUACAAAUCUCCAUCUCCAGUCUACAAGAGCCCAUCGCCGGUAUAUUCAUCGCCAUCUCCAGUCUACAAGAGCCCAUCUCCAUCGCCAGUAUAUUCCUCGCCAUCCCCGGUCUACAAGAGCCCGUCACCGGUGUACUCGUCUCCUUCACCAGUUUACAAGAGCCCGUCACCGGUGUACUCGUCUCCUUCACCAGUUUACAAGAGCCCGUCUCCGGUAUACUCGUCCCCGUCACCAGUCUACAAGAGCCCGUCGCCUGUGUACUCGUCCCCGUCACCAGUGUACAAGAGCCCAUCGCCGGUGUAUUCCUCCCCGUCACCAGUCUACAAGAGCCCAUCGCCGGUGUAUUCCUCCCCGUCACCAGUCUACAAGAGCCCGUCGCCGGUGUAUUCCUCCCCGUCACCAGUGUACAAGAGCCCUUCGCCAGUCUACUCAUCCCCGUCACCAGUCUACAAGAGUCCGUCACCCAGCCCAGUUUACUCGUCCCCAGCUCCAGUUGUGAUCCCGGCUCCAUCCCCGGUCUAUAAAUCACCCUCGCCAUCGCCAGUGUAUUCAUCACCGUCGCCAGUGUAUUCAUCGCCAUCGCCAGUGUAUAAAAGCCCGUCUCCAUCGCCAGUCUAUUCCUCACCAUCCCCGGUUUACAAAUCUCCAUCUCCGGUUUACUCCUCACCAUCCCCGGUUUACAAAUCUCCAUCGCCGGUCUACUCCUCCCCAUCCCCGGUCUACAAAUCUCCAUCGCCGGUCUACUCUUCCCCAUCCCCGGUUUACAAAUCUCCAUCCCCGGUCUACUCCUCCCCAUCCCCGGUUUACAAGAGUCCAUCGCCGUCGCCGGUUUACUCCUCGCCAGCGCCGGUAUACAAAUCCCCAGUUCCGUCACCUCCAUACUGAGGUUAGAAAAAGCCAUGCACGUAUGGAUUCGAAGAAAUGCUUGUUGGUGAGAAAAUAAGACUAGGUGAGAUGUUUCUAGAUAUAUAUGUUGUCGUAAUCUUCCAAAUGUUAUAACAUUGGAUUUAGUACCUUUGAAAUUUGUGAGUGACAUUUGUUGGGCCGGACAGGACAAUAGACACAGAAAAGGUGGCGGUGGCCAGGUGAUCAGUG
Molecule: messenger RNA, 1935 nt
Organism: Selaginella moellendorffii
Lineage: Eukaryota; Viridiplantae; Streptophyta; Lycopodiopsida; Selaginellales; Selaginellaceae
Product: extensin-2-like
Exons: 2
Coding region: 169-1725 (518 amino acids)
Source: RefSeq, a predicted model, not a curated record